Apus apus (common swift) is the source of this 3786-nucleotide messenger RNA. It is a transcript of the gene CARNMT1, whose product is annotated as carnosine N-methyltransferase 1. Gene Ontology annotation, molecular function: S-adenosylmethionine-dependent methyltransferase activity. The record is from RefSeq and is a predicted model, not a curated record. The transcript has 8 exons. The coding region runs from base 27 to 1352 and encodes 441 amino acids. NCBI's taxonomy places the organism in Eukaryota, Metazoa, Chordata, Aves, Apodiformes, Apodidae.
UGACCGUUGCCGGCGGCUGUUGCGGGAUGUCGGCCACGUGCGCCGUGUCCCGUAAAGCGCAGCCGCCGCCGCCGCGUCCCACGGGCGAGAGGGAUCCGCCGGCCAAGGCGAUGCGCAGGGGCUUGCGGCGGGGCCACGAGGCGGAGCGGGAGCAGCUGCCGUGGCCGGCAGCGAGCGGCGGCGACACCGGAGCGGAGCAGCCGGCCUCGCCGAGCGGCGAGCGUCGGAGGCGGCAGCCGCCGGAGCCCAGGGCAGCGGCGGCGGCCGCCACGGCGGGCAGCGGGGAGGCAGAGGAGGAGCGGCUGGAGCGGGAGCAUUUCCGGAGGAUCAUCAACGCCUUCCGAUACUACGGAACGAAUAUGCAUGAACGAGUGAACAGAACAGAGAGGCAGUUUAAAUCUCUCCCAGCUAACCAACAGAGUCUUCUUCCUCAAUUCCUUCCUCACCUUGACAAGAUUCGGAAGUGUAUCGAUCAUAAUCAAGAGAUACUACAGACCAUUGUGAAUGACUGCGUUCAUAUGUUUGAAAAUAAAGAAUAUGGAGAAGACGGACGAGGAAAGAUUACACCAGCUUCGACAUUUGACAUGGAUAAAUUAAAAUCCACUUUGAAACAGUUUGUGAGAGACUGGAGUGAAGAGGGAAAGCCUGAGCGAGAUUCCUGCUACCAGCCAAUCAUUAGUGAAAUUGUGAAGAACUUUCCAAAAGAAAGAUGGGAUUUCUCCAAAGUUAAUAUCCUGGUACCUGGUGCUGGGCUAGGUAGAUUGGCGUGGGAAAUAGCUAUGCUCGGUUAUGCUUGCCAAGGAAAUGAAUGGAGCCUCUUUAUGCUCUUUUCUUCUAACUUUGUACUGAACAGAUGCUCUGAAAUUAACUCAUGUAAGCUUUAUCCCUGGAUUCAUCAGUUUAGCAAUAACAGAAGAUCUGCUGAUCAGAUACGUCCAAUAUAUUUCCCUGAUGUUGAUCCUCACAGUCUUCCUUCUGGUUCAAACUUCUCUAUGACAGCAGGGGAUUUUCAAGAAAUUUAUUCUGAGUGCAAUACGUGGGACUGCAUAGCAACUUGCUUCUUCAUAGAUACAGCACAUAAUGUUAUUGAUUACAUUGAUACUAUAUGGAAAAUACUGAAGCCUGGAGGAAUAUGGAUAAAUGUAGGACCACUCCUUUACCACUUUGAAAACUUAGGAAAUGAACUUUCUAUAGAAUUAAGCUAUGAGGAUAUAAAAAAUGUUAUACUGCAAUAUGGAUUCCAUAUAGAGGUGGAGAAAGAAUCUGUAUUGUCAACUUACACUGUGAAUGAACUUUCCAUGAUGAAAUACUACUAUGAAUGUGUGUUGUUUGUGGUGAGAAAACCAGAAUAGAAGUGAUCUGAAUAGGAAAAUAAGAAACAAUGUUAGCUUGAAAGGCAGAAAUGGGGAUAAAAUGGACUGGUUGAUGUCUGGAUACAACCUCAAAUCAGUGGUGCCUUCAUAUUCCUAAUAGGAUUUAGAUAGUGUCUAUUUUCUUAAUAUCUGUGUUGCUAUCCAGACAUGUACUAUGCCAUGCAUAUUUGUAAUAUACUUGUGAAAAUGGAGGAAGAAAUGUUCAUAAACACUGCUUUGUGCUUUGGAAUGCUUUAAAAAUACAAGCAGAAACAUUUUCUUGAGAAUAAAAUGUGUUGUUUGCCAUAACCAGGCUAAUUCUUUGCAUAUGCUGCCUCAUUUUUCAUAGAUUUAUAAAUUGCUUUCUUUUUUUUCUAAUCUCUGAUGUUAGAAAUUCAUAAAGAUGCUUACUAUACUAGCUGUGUCACUUUUAGAGAAGUAUUUCUAAACAUAUACUUAAGAAGUCUGAAAUGGUUGGAAAAUUAUACAAUUAUUUAUGAUUAUUUAGAUACAAUAGCGGUCAGAACUGUUACAGCAUUUUCUGUGGAACUGAAACAAAGUAGAUUAUUACACAAAUUCUUAUAUUUGACUGUACUACUGUCAACAAUUUAAUCAAAACACAGAGCCUGUAGGCAAUUUGAAGUGCUAUGUGAAGGCAGAGUACUGAGUGAGGAAAAAGGCUGUCACAGAGAAGCAGUAUGUUAGCCUCAGUUCAGGAAUAAGACCAGUUUUGUUUAAUCUCUUAGUGUUGAAACUGAAAUAGGAGAUGAUUUGCUGUCUUAAAAUACAUUGCUUUUGAGUCACCUACUUAAUACUUAAGCCACAACAGUGAAGCAGAUUUUUUUUUGUUAAACAUAAUUGACAGAAAGUCAUGUUACACCUUGAGUUCUUUUUUUAAACUUGAUAAAAUAGCUGAGUUAUCCAUGCCAUGUGUAGGCUGUGAAACAGAAAAAUCCUUGUUUUUUUCAAAGAGGAAAAAUAAAGUUAUAUGUAACUAAUAUGCCUUGUAACCUAAUAAUCUCUUCCUGAAUCAUCAUGUGCAGGCCAAUUAUUUCCUUGUAACUUCAGGCACUUUACCCUUGUCACCUAGUGACUUCUUGGUUCCUUAUCCUGAUAGUGUUUUUUCGUGGCACAUGUGGCUUAGGUGAAUAUUUUAUCUACACGCCAUCAUACCCUACAGGAGGCUGACUGAAUAUUCUGUCGCUUAGAAGCUAGUUAUAUGAGAAAACAUUAACUGAGGGGAGGUGUUACGUUAGACAUGUCUUUUUCUUAAUUUAUUGGUUACAUUAAGUACCAUUUUCAUCAAUUUCAGAGCUUUCUUUGAAAUAUAAAAAUGUUAUGGUAAGGAAUUAAGGGGGUUUUGAUGUUUGGUCAUAAUGGCACUGGACAAUAACUUGCUUGCCUUUAUUUCUAGUCCCUUUUUUCAUGUUGAUGUCCUAAUCACAUCUCUUCAAUAGAUCUGUUACUGGCAUUUGGAUUUUUCCCAGUAAGGCCAGAACCUUGUCCUUCUGUUCCUAAACUGUUUGUCUGCAAGGAAGGAAAACACAAACUUUUUUUAUAUAAUUUCAGCACUGUGUAAGAGAGCACAUGCCUCAGUGUAUUCAGUACUGUGCCUCUUUCCGCUCAGAAUCCUUACUGAGAAUGUGUGUGGUCUACAGAAGUUGUCAAUUAGGGUUUUCCUUAAACUAGUCUUAUCUUAACUUUUUUUUUUUAAAGGUUGCUUUAAUUUGGUUACUGUACUAUUCAGUGUAUUUUUGAGGAACUUUGUGAUUCUUUGCUUUCAUUCUGAUUUAUUUUCUUUUUUACCUUAGGUGGACUAUGUUUAGGCCUUAAAAUAAGGCAAGGUUAAGUGAAUGCUGAUUAUGCUGUUGCUCUGAGUAGUAUAUAUUAUUUGUAAUAUCACCCAAUUUCCGUCUCCUACUCAGGCUGUAGUUACACUUGAAAUGUGGUGGUCUUAUUUUUCAUAAAUGGGCAACUGAAUUCUGGCUUUCUAGUUGAAUGUUAAUAUCCUUCCUUCUGGUGGCUUUGUUUUUUACCUCCUCAUAUUGUCACAAGCACCAUGUUUUGUCUUGUUUUUGGAAAAGUAUGUUCUCAUUUACUUACAGCGAUAUGCUUCUAUUUCAAAUCGAGAAAAUGUCAGUUUUCCCCAGUGUUUUAAAUUAUGACGGUUGCAUUAAGAGCUGGAAGCUUGUAAGUUGUAUGAGUUAAUAGUGUUAUACCUGCAGUUGUAUUUAUGAGUUCCUAAGAUGCAUCACUGUUAUGCACAUGGAUAAUUGUGUAUUAUUGGAUGUGAUUACAUUCUUCUUUUCAGUUGUACACGGGGGGGGAGGGAAAUGCUUAAGGUGUUGAUCAGCUGCAGCCAAGAACGUUUGACUUAAGCCACUGUUAACCUGUACAGGUAUUGGAUGUAAAAUAAAAUGCUGCAUAAUCCUCA